Messenger RNA from Aphanomyces astaci, 2396 nucleotides. RefSeq lists its product as hypothetical. The record is from RefSeq and is a predicted model, not a curated record. Gene Ontology annotation, cellular component: nucleus. The transcript is spliced from 3 exons. NCBI's taxonomy places the organism in Eukaryota, Oomycota, Saprolegniomycetes, Saprolegniales, Verrucalvaceae. Gene Ontology annotation, biological process: rRNA processing. Bases 44 to 2332 code for a protein of 762 amino acids.
AUCACGAGGAGGGUAUCAAUCAAAAUUCCCGACUACUUUGACGAUGGCAGCACCUCAGGACGACGUCCGCGCGACCAAGGCCAAGAACCUUCUGUCUUCCAUCACAGCGUUGUCCUUCGCUCAAAGAGAGGAUGAGCCGCUGGUAGACGAACUGUACCAGGCCGAAACAGCUCAUCUGCAGCAGGUCCUGGCUGACCACCAAGUGUUUCGGCUCGUAGUCAAUGGCAACGCGCUUCAAAAGUUCUACAACACGAUGAUCCAGCAGACAAAGGACUCGGCGGCAUUGCGACAAGAAGUCGCGAUGCGCUUCUUGGCUGUGGCUGUCGAAGGCAGCGGCAUGGAAGCAUUGGACCAGCGUGUGCCGAAACUACUCGACGUCGUCUACCACGCACUCAAGCACCAGCACGUGUCCGUGUGUGUUCCUGCGCUGCACAUUCUCACGCAUCUCAUGUUCAACCUCGCGCAUGCGACCGUGGACACGCGGCGACUCGUCGUGGACCAAAUCGGCCGCGUGGUCCCGCUGGUGCUCCAUCACGUUGGCGACGUCGAUCUGAAUGCGGCCUCGGCGCCGUUCUUCAUUGCAUCAUACGAAGCGCUUUAUGUCGGAUGCCAGUCGCUCUCGACUACGUUUCGUCCAUUCGCCAACAAGAUCGAAGCUGCGUGCCUUCCACUGCUGAGCCCCCCUGCCGGGACCUCCACGGAAGUUGCGACUUCGAUCCUUCCUGCCAUGUCCAGCUGCCUAGGCGCUGUGGCACAUGCCACUGCCGUCGACGCCACCACGAGUACGUGGCAGCAGAUUGUGGACCGGGUGGUGCUCACGCUGCAUUAUCAACUGGACGUUUUGGGGGGGAAAGACAAAGCCAGCGACGGGCGCACUCGGCCUGCCGCUCUCAAGCCCUGGCUCAAGGACGCCGUGAUGCCGACGCUGCCGCUGUACUUGCAAGCCCAUCGACUGGUGUACAAGGUCCACGUCCUCACGUCCAUGUUAGCGGGCUUGUUGUCGUCUGCUGCGAUUGCCGAAAAGGACAUUGUGCUCGUCGCCCCCGAUGUCCUGGCCCUACUGCGUCGGGCGUUCUCGCUUCGAGCGGAUGCCGUGGGCAAGCAAAGUGCCAUCUCUGAAGACGGCCGGCAACUGCCCAGCAGUGUCCUGUAUGGCAGUUUGCCGCUGCUGCAGCCCCAUUUCACGUCGUUGUUGGCGUCGCUGGUGACCAGUGGGGGGAUGCCCAUGUUUCGCUUUACAUCGUCGAUUGCAAAGGUUGUCCAAUUGAGUUGCCAGGCCACUGUGCCGUCAGCCGUUCCCAUGCUGCACAAGGCGUUGCAACAGGUCUUGUCUGCGUUGGGCGGCGGCGCGUACACGGCCGUGGGAGGGCUUGUAUUGGCAUGGUCGCUGUCGCAUCUGCAGCACCUGGCGCCGCCGUCGAGCGGCGCGAGUGUCCAACCGGCCAAAGUCGCGACGGCUGUGGCCCAUCAAAGCAACAAGAAGAAGCGCCAGCGGGUGGCGGCAGAAGCCCCCGUCGAAGUCAAGCGGACGUCGCCGUCGAUCCACCAGGUGCAUCAUACCCGCGCGACGACCAACGCCGCGCUGGGCACCGUCGCGACCGUGCUGAGCGUGUGCGGGUCGUGGGUGCCCCCGUCCGAUCGGUUGAAAAUCACUGCCCUCGUGCACGCCAGCCAACGGGACAAGACGUUGGACCCGUCGGUCGUGACCAAAGUGAGCUUGGCCAACGUCGUGGCCCCCGACGCGCAGGGGGCUCGUGGCCUCGCCUUGCCGCAGACCAUGCAGUUCUGGGCGAGACGGACGAGCGGUCCGUGGCGGGAGCUGGCGACGAACGUCGGAGAAAGCAUCUUGCACCCGCGGGCUCCGCCAAUGGCACUUGGGACGUCCAUCAGUGGCGGGGGGGAGCAUGUCACACCGUCAGUCAGUGGGGGGGGGAGCAGUAGCUAUGCGUCUGCCCAACAAGCCAAGCGAUUGGAGGCAGACAUGGAUUGGGACCAACCAGUAGACGAGAGUGAUGACGUGGAGACUGAUGGACGUCAAUAUACAAAGAAGGCCAAGGGAAACGACGAGGAAGAGGACGAGGACGAUAUGGACGACGAGAAGCCAGUGCUUGCCGACGAGGGUGCUGAACAGGACAACGAAGCAGACGUUGCUGUGGAAGUUGCUAGCGAUGUCGACGAACUGGAAUACCAAGAUGAAGCCACUGUGGAGAAUGACGACGUGGUUGAACAGCCCACCGUCGACGUAGCACCGGCAGCGAACGAUGCCGCCGACGACGACGGUGACGAUGACGACUUUCCGGAUAUUGUGGUUGAGGAUGACGAGGCCCAGUAACGUACAUACUGUAGUAACGUCGUACUGUUGCAGUUUUAAUAAUAAUAAUAGUAGAUCCGCCACG